Gloeophyllum trabeum ATCC 11539 is the source of this 1839-nucleotide messenger RNA. RefSeq lists its product as uncharacterized. Gene Ontology annotation, cellular component: nucleotide-excision repair factor 1 complex. Gene Ontology annotation, biological process: UV-damage excision repair; base-excision repair; nucleotide-excision repair involved in interstrand cross-link repair. The coding region runs from base 1 to 1839 and encodes 612 amino acids. Lineage: Eukaryota; Fungi; Basidiomycota; Agaricomycetes; Gloeophyllales; Gloeophyllaceae. The transcript has 13 exons. Gene Ontology annotation, molecular function: damaged DNA binding. The record is from RefSeq and is a predicted model, not a curated record.
AUGGCUGAGGCAUCUUCGAGCGCCAGGCCUAUAACGCCUCCCCGCUCAGAGGGUUCAGUAUCGGCACUACCACUGACACCUGAACAUGUCAGGCGCGUAGAGAUCAAUCGACUUCUCGCGAAGGCUAAGCAGCGCGAAAGAGAACAAGACGCCUCUUCAUCAUCCAUACCAAAUGCGAACAACAAGCGGCCUAUAGGCGUCGUACCUGCAUCGUCAAAUUCGCCGACUGCACCGCAGUCUUCGCGGCCACUGCAGCGGGAUUCACGGCUUGGGAAGUAUUUCGAAUAUGAUCUGUCUAAGAUGGCGAACUCGAAGGGUGGGUUCUUGAUUGAGGACGACAAAGAGGUAGACGAAGACUUGAGGAGGAAGGAGAAACAGCGGGAGAAACAGCGGGCCCAGCAGACCCUGGACCUUCCAAUAUUCCUGGACCCCAAGCUUAACCCGAAAUGCAAAGAGUGCGGAUCAAUAGACAUUGAUCAAACAUACAAGAAGAUCUUCGGUUGUCUCGUGUGUAAUAAAUGCAAGAAUGACAGGCCAGAGAAGUACAGCUUGUUGACGAAGACAGAAUGUAAAGAGGAUUACCUCUUGACAGAUGCGGAACUCCGAGACCAAGAGCUCCUUCCGCACUUGUUGAAGGCUAACCCCCACAAGUCGACAUAUGCGAACAUGAUGCUGUUCCUCCGGUGCCAAGUGGAAGACUUUGCCUGGAAGAAAUGGGGCUCCCCGGAAGCCUUGGAUGCGGAAUGGGAACGGAGGGAAAAAGAGAAGAAGAAGAAGAAAAACAAGAAGUUCGAGCAGGGUCUUAAGGAGCUAAGACGUCGGACGCGCGAGGGGGUAUGGCAGAAGCGCAAGGACGCAGAGCACAAGCAUGUAUUUGGUGUCGUCGAGAAGGGCCCCGACGGUGUAGGCAAGCAAAUGGCCGAAGGACAAGCAGAACAUGAGCAGAUCUCGACGGCCCUGGACGUGGAACAGAUAGACGUGAAUCUGUUCCGAUCCAAGUCCCUUUGGCUUCCCGUCCGCGCUCGGGGCGUGUUUGGUGGACAGGUUAUCUCCCAGGCAGUCGUCUCCGCAACGAACUGCGUGAAUCCUGCUUUCACUUUACACUGUUAUUUUCUGACGAGCGCGUCCCCUGCUGUCCCCAUACUGUACUACGUUGAGCGUCUCCGGGAGGGGCGGUCAUAUACGACCCGAUCCGUGAAGGCAGCGCAAAAUGGAAAGAUAGUCUUCAUCCUCCUCUGCUCGUUCCAGAAGCCCGAACCAUGGCAGCCCGAACACCAAUGGCCCAUGCCAUCCGUGCCGGCCCCCGAAGAGUGUGAAUUGGAGGAAGACCGAUACCUCAAGGAUGCGAACGGGGCGUCGAACGAGAAAGUAAAGAACAUCCUAUUGGAAUACCGUGAAGAAAGAAUGAAGAGCCCCAUAGAAGUUAGGAGCGUCGGAGCUCGCUCGACGGGGCAUGGUACGACCAUCUAUAUGCACUGGAUGAGGGCCAAGAAGGUUCCUAAACGUGAUGCUCCAUAUCAAAAAGCAAUCCUCGGCUAUAUGUCUGACCUAUUAUUCAUCGGUGCAUCCGCCAAUACGCUUGGUCUGAAACGUUUAUCGAGGGGACCUGAUGCGUUGGCCAUGAUGGUGAGUCCUAUUGCUUACCGUAAUGGCGACGAUUUCAGCUGCGAUGACUGGUUGCUAUACGUUGUCACCUCACCGCGGACAGGCUCUGGGCGUGGUGUGGUACACGGACAAAUGUACACCCGAGACGGCAAGCUAGUCGCUGUUAUGGGCCAGGAGGGUGUAGUCCGCGCGGACCGACGGCCACCAGCAAAUGAGACGAAGGCGAAAUUAUAA